GAAGGGUACUCGAUAACUAAUCAAUAAUAAUAUAUACAUAGAGAUCAUUUAGAAAUGGAAGACGACGCGGAGGUGGUGGUGCAAAACAAGCAAGUGAUAUUCAAAGACUACAUCAUCAAUAAUGGCUCUCUAAAAGCGUCCAACAUGGCCGUUACUUGUGAUGCCACCAUCCGCUUGGAGCUGCCCAACAAUGAAGACGGUCUUAUUUUGACCAAAAAUCUCUAUUUGUCAUGUGACCCCUACAUGAAGAAUCGUAUGCUUGAGAGCAUGCAAGGAAAAUUUAACGAUUCUUUCCAAUUUGCUCUUGGCUCGCCCGUAAGAGGAUUUGGAGUCGCUAAAGUUUUGGAUUCAAGUCACUCUAAAUUUACAAAAGGCGACUUGAUAUGGGGACCAAUUAAUUGGGAAGAAUAUAGCUUGAUCAAAGAUACACAAGCUUUAAUAAAGAUUCAUUACACUGAUGAUGUUCCUCUUUCUUAUUAUACAGGAAUUCUAGGCAUGACUGGAUUGACGGCCUAUGUUGGUUUUUAUGAUAUUUGUUCACCAAAGAAAGGAGACACCGUGUUCGUGUCUGCAGCAUCUGGAGCCAUUGGUCAACUUGUUGGGCAAUUCGCGAAACUCCAUGGUUGUUAUGUCGUCGGAAGUGCUGGAUCUGAUGAAAAGGUUGAUCUACUUAUGAAUAAAUUUGGAUUCGAUGAAGCAUUCAACUACAAUAAAGAGGAAGAUCUUAGUGCCACUUUGAAAAGGUAUUUCCCAAAUGGUAUUGACAUUUACUUUGAGAACGUUGGGGGGAAGAUGCUCGAUGGAGUACUACCCAACAUGAGAUUACAUGGCCGCAUUGCUGCAUGUGGGAUGAUCUCACAAUCCAACCUUGAUAAACCUGAAGGCAUUAACAACCUCGUAUUCCUAAUCUAUAAACGCAUACGAAUGGAAGGGUUCCAGGUUUCGGAUUAUUUUCACUCGUAUCCUAAGUUUACGGAAAUGAUACUGCCUCUCAUUAAAGAAGGGAAAAUAACCUACGUCGAGGACAUUGUCGAAGGGCUCGAGAAUGCCCCAAGCGCCCUAGUAGGUUUGUUUACCGGCAAUAACAUUGGAAAACAAGUUGUCGUCAUAUCUCAUGAAUAAGUUAAGCAUCAUCAUAUUUUCUCAUUACAAUAUACUACCUCCGUCCCACUAAAAGUGUUCAUUUUUAUUUUGUCAAAGUCUUUCCUUUGUAUUUUUGACCAUAAAUAUCUUUUAUUGCAUUAUAUAAUAUUUGAUGAAAGUUAUACUCAAUGAAACAUAUCGAAAGCUCUAUCAACUCAUAUAACUUUUAUCAAAUAUUAUACAUAAUAAAUGAAAAAUAUUUAAGGUCAAAGUUGUGAGACAAAGACUUUGAAAAUUCAAAAGUGGACACUUUUGAUGAGACGGAGAGAGUAACUGCUUUUAUCAUGACUCGUGCCUCAAGUUAUUUUUUUAUUUUAAUAAUAAAAUUAUUGUGUCCUUAUAGUUUAUUAAGUGUA
Messenger RNA from Erigeron canadensis, 1499 nucleotides. RefSeq names its product 2-alkenal reductase (NADP(+)-dependent)-like. Bases 55 to 1122 code for a protein of 355 amino acids. The record is from RefSeq and is a predicted model, not a curated record. The transcript is spliced from 5 exons. NCBI's taxonomy places the organism in Eukaryota, Viridiplantae, Streptophyta, Magnoliopsida, Asterales, Asteraceae. Gene Ontology annotation, molecular function: 2-alkenal reductase [NAD(P)H] activity.